This is a messenger RNA of Neltuma alba, 2022 nucleotides long. RefSeq names its product NAC domain-containing protein 43. Gene Ontology annotation, molecular function: DNA binding. The coding region runs from base 164 to 1441 and encodes 425 amino acids. Gene Ontology annotation, biological process: regulation of DNA-templated transcription. The transcript has 3 exons. Lineage: Eukaryota; Viridiplantae; Streptophyta; Magnoliopsida; Fabales; Fabaceae. The record is from RefSeq and is a predicted model, not a curated record.
CAUUAUCUCUCCUCCUCUUUCUCGUUAUCUCUCUCAUUCAUUCCCGAAAGUGCUGCUCUCUCUCCGUUUGGUGACCGAGAAAAAGGAAACUUCAAAUUGGAAGCAUAAAGCUGCGGGAACCCUGAAAAUAUCAUCUUGUCUCCUUCUUUAAUUGGCUAUCUGAAUGCAGGAGAACAUGAGCAUCUCUGUGAACGGACAAUCCCAGGUGCCUCCUGGUUUUCGGUUCCACCCAACCGAAGAGGAGCUUUUGCAGUACUACCUCAGGAAGAAGGUCUGCUACGAGAAGAUCGACCUCGACGUUAUUCGCGAUGUCGAUCUCAACAAGCUCGAGCCCUGGGAUAUACAAGAGAAGUGCAAAAUAGGAACCACCCCACAGAACGAUUGGUACUUCUUCAGCCACAAAGACAAGAAGUAUCCCACCGGAACUCGAACAAACCGGGCCACGGCUGCCGGAUUCUGGAAGGCGACGGGGCGGGACAAGGUGAUAUACGGCAACGGAAAGAGGAUUGGGAUGAGAAAGACUCUGGUUUUCUACAAAGGACGUGCCCCUCAUGGCCAAAAAUCUGAUUGGAUCAUGCAUGAGUAUAGGCUUGAAGAUAACAACACCAACACCGAGGCCAACAUUGUGACGAAUGUAAUAGGAGAUGCAGCACAGGAAGAAGGAUGGGUGGUGUGCAGGAUAUUCAAGAAGAAGAACCAUCUCAAAACCCUAGAGAGCCCCCUGGCUUCGUCCAUUACAGAGGAAACAAUCAGAAGCCACCAGCCCGACUCCAUGUUCGAAGGUGAUGAUGACGACGAGGGAGCUCUAGAGCAGAUCUUCGAGCAAAUGGGAAGAAGCUGUUGCAAAGAAGAAGAACAAAACGACCCCACCACCACCAACAACAACAACCGAAGAAUCAUCAGACCGUUUGACGACACUGUCAUGAACAACAACAACAACAACAACUUUAGCCAUGGCUACUUCCACCAUGACAGGUUCUUGAAGCUUCCUCGCUUAGAAAGCCCAAGAUCCAAUAAUUAUGGGUACCACCCGAUCAUUGAAGGGGCACAUGGCGGCGGCAGCGAGCACAGCUUUGUUCAUCAUCAAACGGAAUCGGCAACUUCAUCUGCUAAUGGUGGUCUUAUCACCAACUGGGCAGCACUGGAUAGGCUCGUGGCUUCGCAGCUUAAUGGCCAAACGGAGACUUCUCGGAGCCUAGCUGGCUUCAAUACCACCGGUGACCCCCCCAUGGGCUACGGCUUGAGCGACCAUGAUCUGCAACUGCCGACCCUGCGAUCUUCUUCGUCACUUUCAUCAAUAAUAUCAUCAUCAGCCCACAACGGCGGAGCUAAUUACGAUUACACCAGCGAGAUUGACCUCUGGAACUUUGCCCGAUCCUCAUCAUCGUUAGUGUCAGGCUCGGAACCACUAUGCCACGUGUCCAACACAUCAUCAGUGUAGCAGAAGAGAAUAAAGCCAGUCCAGUCCCUCCCAUGUCAGAUAUAAUUAGAAUAAAAUGAUGAGCAAAUAUAUAUACACACACAUAGAGAUGAUCAUGUUUCUAGUUCUGCUCAAGUCAGAGGAUGGUUAUCGUGUUCAUGGAUUAGUGUUUUAAUGGAAUUAAUUAGAAUGUCUUUGUUGUUACAAGCCGGAUCCAUCAGCUCAUAGCUUAUAUGACACCAGGAUCAAGCUUUUGAGUUAAAACGAAGAAGGACAAGGUCGAAGACUCCAAACCCAGCCAGCCGGUUCCUAUUUUUCUUCCUUUACUUUCAAAGGAGUUCUUUUUCCAUUGUAACAAAAAGGGGGAGAAAAAGGUUUCCAGAUAUAUUUUAUUCUUAAUUAUUUUGCAGUUAUUUUUCAGAUGGAGUGGCACUGUCAUGUGUCUCAACCUGGGCCUUUGCUUAAUCACGAUGUCUACCAUUCAUUAACCUUUUUGGGGGCUCUUGGUGAGAGUAUAUCAGAGAAAGAUAUGCACCCAGCAGGAACUCACUAGUGCUGUAGCCUGUGAGAUAGAUAUACAUAUAUCUUUAUAUUUGUGUGAA